Messenger RNA from Trichoderma harzianum CBS 226.95, 1043 nucleotides. RefSeq lists its product as hypothetical. Bases 108 to 587 code for a protein of 159 amino acids. Lineage: Eukaryota; Fungi; Ascomycota; Sordariomycetes; Hypocreales; Hypocreaceae. The record is from RefSeq and is a predicted model, not a curated record. The transcript has a single exon.
CACAUCCAAUGCGGUAAGCCCUACGCCAACAGGUACCUACUCGUACGGCGUCGUGCAACAGAAUCGGCAUCGUCAUCCACUGAGCCAUUUCGCUUCCGAAAAGCUCAAUGCGCGUCAAAGUCAAUAUUACCACUAGCAGUAAUAAGGAACAUCAGCCAGCCCGGCCCUCCACGGGCACCGCCGAUGGUGUUCCGAGUCGUUGCGCUUGGCAUCGACCAGCCGAGUGCAGCCUGGCGUGUUGGCAUGGGCGGAUCGAAGAGGGCUGUCGCUUGGCCCUCGCAUUCCCGCAAGCUCCAAUCAUUGCCUGCUACGUGCAUCCAAGCUUCCAGCAUCCAGAGCGUGGAUUUCCGAUGUCGUCCACGUCCACGACGGCCUCAAAUGCAAAGAGCCGACCUUGGACGCCGGUGACAUGCCGCGAUAGCUGCUUCUACGAGUACGGGCAAUGUACCUACCGCGCCGGCGUGUGGAUCACCUCGUACCAAGUGCACGCUUGUACCUUGCGAUUACUGCUCCGUACUACGCUCAAAGACGGCCAAGCUCGAGCACAAUCGUCUCCGAUCCCAGAAACAGCGUCCCAGUUCCGUUAGCCGCGCUGGGGAGCGAGCAGACGAGCGCCCCAUCGUGUCUCCACGGCAAUGACAGCAAUGCGUUUCGCUAUACGGAGCUCUUUCAUAACGACCCCCUGGUGAACUCAUGGUACCGUGGCCGUUGCCCGAGUUUCCUCAUCGCUAACGACGGUCCCUUUGCUCUGCGAGCCCCCCUUACCAGCAAAUUUAUUUGCUAAUUACUAUCCAAUCCUCACCUUGGAUCCCUGGCCAGGAAAUGUUUGGGGAGGCCAGUACGGAUACGGAAUGCUGCCACCUGAAGAAUGCCGUGGUAAAGCGGGAAAGGCGACAGCAGGUACUCCAGCUCCAGCUACCUUGCUAGCACCAGCAUAGGUACCGUCUUCCAGAUAAUAUUACAGAUCCAUUCUGCGUUAUUAACUGGCGGUACUGGCAUCUGGGAAGAGGCAUCGCCGGUUUCGUCUGUGUUCGAUGUUGGGU